Messenger RNA from Helianthus annuus (common sunflower), 3300 nucleotides. RefSeq lists its product as uncharacterized. Gene Ontology annotation, molecular function: catalytic activity. The transcript is spliced from 2 exons. Bases 1 to 3300 code for a protein of 1099 amino acids. NCBI's taxonomy places the organism in Eukaryota, Viridiplantae, Streptophyta, Magnoliopsida, Asterales, Asteraceae. The record is from RefSeq and is a predicted model, not a curated record.
AUGGAGACUCAUGUGGAUGUUUCUAACGUUUCGGAUGUUUGUAGGAAGGUUUGUAGUGAUUGGCAAUGGCAUUCUAAUGCUAAUAGUUGUGUGGGUGGUACCCGAAUAAUGGUUGGUUGGGAUGGACAUAAAGUGGAUGUUAUGAUUCUUGCUCAAACAAAUCAGGUGAUUCAUACGCAGAUUAUAUUUAAGCUGGAUAAGAAGUCGUUUUUUUGCUCUUUUGUGUAUGCGGAAAAUCACUACAGAGAGAGGCGUAUGUUAUGGGAUGAUCUUUGUGGCCAUCAUUCUUUUAUGCGAAGUAAACCAUGGGUGUUAAUGGGGGAUUUUAACGCAACGCUAGCCUUUGAUGAUACUUAUACGGGUUCGUCUAUGACGAAUAUUGGGACAAGGGAAUUCAAAGACUGUGUUAAUGAGAUUGAUGUGUUUGAUAUUAAUAGCUCUGGGUUUCAUUACACGUGGACCAACAAACAGAGGAAUGGUAAUACAAUUUUCAGGAAGCUUGACCGUGUGUUAGGGAAUGUGCAAUUCACGGAUGUUUUUCCGAAUUCGGGGGCCCGAUUUCUGCCUUACAGAAUUUCGGAUCAUACUCCAUGCAUUCUUACUCUUCCAAAUGUGCAGCGGGAUAAAGCGAAACCGUUUAAAUUUGUUAACUUAAUUGCUGAUAAGAGGGGUUUUCUUGAAGAAGUUAAACAGGUUUGGGAAACGGAAUGUUCGGGGCAUACCAUGUAUAAGGUGGCGUCGAAGCUUAAGCUUUUGAAGAGUCCGUUAAGGAAACUUCUUUAUAGCCAAGGCAAUCUGCAUGAGAAAGUGGUAAUGAUGAGGAAGCGGUUGGAGGAGUGCCAGUUGGAGUUGGUAACGAGCCCGGCCGAUACAAUGAUUCAACCGUCUCCAGAUUUAUUUAUUCAGAAGCUUUCGGUGGAUAAGGCUGACUUUAUGGUUCGUAAUGUGACAGAUGAGGAAAUUAAGAAUGUGAUGUUUUCUAUUGCGGGAAACAAAGCGCCAGGCCCGGAUGGUUAUACGUCUAUCUUUUUCAAAAAGUCUUGGCAUAUUGUUGGUGAGGAAGUGUGCAAAGCGAUUAGGGAAUUUUUUAACAACGGUAGGCUUCUUCAGCAGCUAAACCAUACCGUGAUAUCAUUAAUUCCGAAGGUACCGACUCCGGCUCUCAUUACUAAUUUUAGACCUAUUUCGUGUUGUAAUACUCUUUACAAGUGCAUCAGUAAGAUCAUCUCUAACCGAAUUAAGGAAGGAUUGGGGGAUAUUGUGAGUAUAAACCAAUCAGCCUUUGUGCCGAGCAGAAGAAUUUCUGAUAAUAUCCUGUUGACCCAGGAGCUUAUGCAUAAUUAUCAUCGCAAUAUAGGUCCUCCUAGAUGUGCGUUUAAGGUGGAUAUCCAAAAGGCUUACGAUACGGUUGAAUGGAAAUUUCUAGAAGAAGCGUUAGUGGGGUUUGGGUUUCAUUCGAAAAUGGUGAAAUGGGUUAUGGCUUGUGUCUCUUCCACAUCGUUUUCUAUAGCGAUUAAUGGAAAUAUGCACGGGUACUUUAAAGGAAGACGCGGUCUGCGUCAGGGUGAUCCUAUGUCCCCUUAUCUUUUUACAUUGGUGAUGGAGGUAUUGACCUUGGUUCUUCAGAAGCAGGUUAUGGAAUCAAUGGAUUUUAGGUAUCAUGCUAAAUGUGAAAAGCAAAGAAUUAUUAAUCUCUGUUUCGCGGAUGACCUAUUUUUGUUUGCUCGAGGGGACCCGAAAUCGGCUAGGGUGAUUAUGGAUUCGCUGGAUAAAUUCAAGAACAUGUCUGGUCUUGUCCCUAGUUUGCUAAAGAGUACGAUUUUUUUCGGUAACGUGGCGGAUUCUGUGAAAGCUCGUAUUUUAGCUAUUAUGCCAUUUGAGGAAGGGGUUCUUCCAAUGAAGUAUCUUGGUGUUUCGCUUAUAUCGUCUCGUCUCUAUUACAAAGAUUGUAAAGUUUUGGUGGAUAGAAUGGAAGCUAGAAUUACUGAUUGGAAAAAUAAAAGUUUAUCUUUUGCGGGCAGGUUACAGCUUAUUCGAUCGGUUCUAUCUUCGUUGCAUGUUUAUUGGGCUUCAAUCUUUAUUCUCCCUAAACGUAUCACCAAUGAUCUGGAGGAACGCAUGCGGAGGUUUCUUUGGGCUCAAGGUAAUGGCAUUAAAGGUAAAGCUAAGGUUAACUGGAAAAUGGUUUGCUUGCCAAAAUCUGAAGGGGGGUUGGGCAUCCGUAGGAUCGGGGAUAUGAAUAAAGCUCUAAUGGUGGCGCACAUUUGGAGUUUGCUUUUGAACCGGGAAUUGUUAUGGGUCAAGUGGAUUCAUGCAUACCGUAUUCGCGAUAGAAACUUUUGGGAUGUUCCAGUAAAAAACAACAUAACCUGGAGCUGGCGUAAGAUGUUAGGGCUUCGACAAAGUAUCCGAAAUAAUUUAUGGGUGAACAUUGGAGAUGGGGUGAACACAAGUGUUUGGUUUGAUAAAUGGGAGGCUAUGUGUCCGCUUGGUAAUUUUAUUUCUCCUAGAACCAUUGCUAAUGCGGGUUUUGAUAUGAACUCGUGUGUAGCUGAUGUAUGCAUUAAUGGUGAAUGGGUGUGGCCGGAGGCUUGGUUUACUCGGUUUCCGGGUUUGAUCGAUUUGCAGGUUCCGGAAUUAAACGCGAAUGAUCAUGAUAGGUUGGUUUGGUGUACAAAUGGCGGUCGGAAAACUGAGUUUACUACGUCAAUAGCGUGGGAGGAUUUGAGGCAUUCGAAUAAUGAGGUUCAAUGGGCGAGUAUAGUCUGGUUUCCUCAAGCUAUACCUCGCCACUCUUUUCUCUUAUGGCUGCUUGUUUUACGAAAAUUGAAAACCCAUGAUGUCAUGAGUCGAUGGAACCCGGGUAAUAUGAAUCUUAACCUGUUAUGUUGCUCGUUGUGUUCAAGGGGUCCUGACUCGCAUGAGCACUUGUUUUUUGAGUGUGAUGAAGCCAAGAACAUUUGGUAUGGUGUUCGGGGAAGAGCUGGCAUGGGCGCUAUUCAGAAUUCGUGGAAUGAUAUCUUUGAGUAUCUGUUGAGUAUAGCUAACUCAAAAAAGGCUGCAAAUGUCAUUGCGAAGCUGGUUGUUGGUGCAACAGUCUAUUUUGUUUGGGAGGAACGGAAUAGAAGACCUUUCACACCGAAAAGGAGAACAAAAGAACAGCUUAUAGAGGUCGUCUUGUCUACGGUCCGAAUGAAGUUACACACUAUGAGGUUUCGGUAUUCUGUCCACACGGAGCGUGUUUUGCAGGAGUGGAGCUUACCCCGAGGGUUGCUAGUUGCGGAUGACGAUUGUGGCUGA